GAAACCUCUUACUCCAUCUUGGGUCACCUCUAAAGGAUCCCUCUUUAUAAUAACUAGGUAUGUGGACAGGGAACUACACACCUCUGAGGAAAUAGUCAAAUAGGUCAAGACACUCUUGUUUGGCAAAAAAACUUCUUCAUUUAAUCUUUUGUUUCAGAAGCAAAUAUGUUGUACCUCAAGUCACUGGCAGGAGUUGGUUUCUCUUACUCGGCUAAUGAAUCAUUUUACACCCAUGUGAAUGAUGAGAUUACAGAAGCAAAUAUGUUGUACCUCGAGUCACCGGCAGGAGUUGGUUUCUCUUACUCAGCUAAUGAAUCAUUUUACACCCAUGUGAACGAUGAGAUUACAGCACGAGACAAUCUUAUAUUUCUGCAACGCUGGUUUGCCAAAUAUCCAGAAUACCGAGACAGAGAUUUUUUUAUCGCAGGAGAGAGCUAUGCAGGUCACUAUGUGCCUCAACUCGCCCAGCUCAUUAUUCAGUCCAAUUUGAAGAUCAAUUUGAAGGGGAUAGCUGUAGGGAAUCCUCUUCUGGAUUUCAGCAUUGAUUUAAACUGGCCAUACGAGUAUUACUGGUCUCACGGCUUGAUAUCAGAUGACAUUUAUCAACUUGUCACUAAAGUUUGUAAUGGUUCAGCUCAGAUCAUGAGAGGAAUCAUAAACCAAGAAGGAAGUGAAUCAGCUUGUAUUGCUGUAACUUUACGAAUCAAACAACUUACUGACACCAUCGACCCUUUUGAUGUCACUGGUGACAUUUGUCUAUCACCUAUUAAUUCACAUAUGUACAUGCUAUAUAAGGCCUUCUUGUCUAAAUUUCGAACUUUGCCACCUCUCAAUUCAAAACUAGAUGCUCUCAGUCAGCACAUGCUGAAAAGAAGGAACUGGUCUGUGGAGAAGGUAUCACAGAAAAGUAUUUAAACAGGAAAGACGUGCAGAAGGCUCUCCAUGCCCAACUCGUUGGAUUCAAAGAAUGGGGUAUCUGCCAAGAUAUCAAAGUUCUGCAAUAUGAUAUGACAAAUUUAGAGAUACCUACAAUUGGUGUCUUAGGCUCACUCGUGAAGUCUGGCAUCCGGGCCUUUGUUUACAGUUAUAGUGAUACAAUCUCUUUAAGCUCUUUGCUAUUUAAUUACUUAAUAUCCUUUAUCACAUUUGAAGAACAGAAAAAGGUCCUGCUUAUAAUUGAUUUGAUUUUGAUGUAAUUUGAUAGUGGAGAUCAAGAUUCAAGAAUUCCAUUUACUGGGUCUCGAACACUUGUAGAUAAAUUAGCAAAGGAGCUGGGUCUGAAAACAACUGUGCCAUACAGAGUAUGGU
Messenger RNA from Quercus robur (English oak), 1308 nucleotides. RefSeq names its product serine carboxypeptidase-like 45. Bases 166 to 915 code for a protein of 249 amino acids. Gene Ontology annotation, biological process: proteolysis. Gene Ontology annotation, molecular function: serine-type carboxypeptidase activity. Lineage: Eukaryota; Viridiplantae; Streptophyta; Magnoliopsida; Fagales; Fagaceae. Gene Ontology annotation, cellular component: vacuole. The record is from RefSeq and is a predicted model, not a curated record. The transcript has 8 exons.